Molecule: messenger RNA, 3793 nt
Organism: Ricinus communis (castor bean)
Lineage: Eukaryota; Viridiplantae; Streptophyta; Magnoliopsida; Malpighiales; Euphorbiaceae
Product: kinesin-like protein KIN-UC
Exons: 22
Coding region: 354-3608 (1084 amino acids)
Biological process (GO): microtubule-based movement; mitotic spindle organization
Molecular function (GO): ATP binding; microtubule binding; microtubule motor activity
Source: RefSeq, a predicted model, not a curated record
GAAAAGAAAAGAGAGAGAGAAAACAGAAGCACUCUAUCUUUGCCUCUUUUUCUCUCUCAAUCAACAGCAGAACAGUAGCCGAUUAAACAAAUAAGCCGUCCAAAACGUUACUCACUGACACGCGACAACUGCACCACCACCAAACCAUUUCAUCACACAACGCGGGAACCAUUUCCUUCUCUUCUCUUCUCUCUCUCUCUCUCUCUCUCUCAUCGUGCCCUCCUCUCUCUCUCUCUCUUUUAAUAUUUUGUUUCAAGUUCCAAAUCUCUGCCCCACAAUACCGCCUUCAAUGUCGUUUCUUUUUCCCUUUUAUCUCUCACUCAAAAUAGCCAUAACACAAUAUUAUCAAUGAAAUGAAACAACAAAUGGCUUCUUCCAAUUCUUCUACUCUCAGAACGUCGUCUUCGUCGUCCUUGUCUAGUUCGAGAAACGUGAAUGAAGUUAGUAACUAUGCACAUCGCUCAUCUUAUAUCAAGGCAGCUGCAGCUGCAGCUGCUCCUUCUUCACGCCGUUCUGUUACUCCUACUUCCCGUUCUCACUCUUCUCUUCGUCAAAACGACGAUAACGAUUCUGGAAGAGUGAGAGUUGCGGUGAGAUUACGACCAAGAAAUGCUGAAGAUCUCAUUUCAGAUGCUGAUUCUUUUGACUGCGUUGAGUUGCAGCCAGAGAUGAGAAGGUUGAAAUUAAGAAAAAACAACUGGAGUUCUGAAUCUUAUAGAUUCGAUGAUAUUUUUACUGAAUCUGCCUCUCAAAAACGUGUUUAUGAAGCAGUAGCAAAGCCUGUUGUUGAGAGUGUGUUGAAUGGAUAUAAUGGGACAGUAAUGGCUUAUGGUCAAACAGGCACUGGAAAGACUUAUACAGUUGGAAGAUUGGGCAAAAAUGAUGCAUCUGAGCGUGGUAUUGUGGUUAGAGCUCUAGAGGACGUUAUUGCUAAUACCAGUCCUGAUACUGAUGUUGUUGAAAUGUCCUACUUGCAGUUGUAUAUGGAAUCUAUCCAAGAUUUACUUGCUCCAGAAAAGAUUAAUAUCCCAAUUAAUGAGGAUCCAAGGACUGGAGAAGUGUCGUUACCUGGUGCUACAAUAGUCAGAGUUCGAGAUCUUGAUAAUCUUUUUGAACUACUGCAAAUAGGUGAGAUGAACCGUCAUGCAGCUAACACAAAGCAGAACACAGAAUCUUCACGUAGUCAUGCAAUUUUAAUGGUUUAUGUUCGACGAUCCAUCCAUCAAAAAUUAGAAGAUGAAACAACUUCUCAAGACUCCAAAUCUGAUUUACCUAGUAGCAACGGCAUUCCAAGAGUUAGAAAAGGCAAGUUGCUGAUUGUGGAUCUUGCUGGGUCUGAAAGAUUAGAUAAAUCUGGCAGUGAAGGUCACUUGCUUGAAGAGGCUAAGUUUAUUAAUCUUUCUCUCACUUCCCUUGGCAAAUGUAUAAAUGCAUUGGCUGAGAACAGUCCACAUAUACCCACAAGGGAUUCUAAGCUUACUAGAUUGCUGCGUGAUUCAUUUGGAGGCUCCGCGAGGACUUCACUUAUAAUAACAAUUGGGCCAUCGUCACGGCAUCAUGCAGAGACAACUAGUACAAUUAUGUUCGGACAACGGGCAAUGAAAAUUGUAAACAUGGUAAAACUUAAAGAAGAAUUUGACUAUGAAAGUCUUAGUCGGAAGCUUGGGACUCAACUGGAUCAUCUUACUGCAGAAAUAGAAAGGGAACUGAAAUUGAGAGAUAUUGAAAAACGUCACUUGGAAAAGCAGCUCAAUGAAUGUCAAGACUCUUUUGCCCAAACGAAAAAGCAUCUAGUUGCAAGGUCUGAGUUUCUAGAGCAGGAAAAUGCUCGGCUAGAGUUGGAGAUGAAAGAAAUGUUAAAUGAAUUGGACCAUCGGACAGGUGAAAAUGGCUUGAUGCAUGAUAAAGUUCAACUGCUAGAACUGAGGUUGAAAGAAAGCCAGCAACACCAGCUGGAAAAUUCUACCUAUCAGAAAGUGCUUGCUGAUACCACUCAGAUGUAUGAAAGAAAAAUAGCAGAGAUAAAUAAAAAGUUUGAAGAUGAACAUGCUUGUUAUGUACGAACUGAUGAAGAAUUAUAUGUGAUGAAACAACUGCUGAGUGACUGUCAAAAAUCAAAUAAGCAACAUGAGAUGGAAAAUUCUGCAUAUCAGAAAGCACUCACAAACACCACUGAGAUGUAUGAGAAGAACAUAGCAGAGUUAAAUAAGCAGCUACAAGAUGAGCACGCUCUCAAUGAAAGAGUUGAGGAACGAUUAGAUAUGACAAAAAAGCUCCUAAUGGAGUGUCAAAACUCGAUCAAGCAACUUGAGGUGGAAAACUCUAUGUAUCUGAAAGUGCUUGAAGAAACUAGGCAACUGUAUGAGAAGAAAACAGCAGAACUGAGUAAGCAAUUAGAGGAUGAGCAUGCUCGUUUUGAAGGUUUAGAAGAACAACUGGAUCAGGCAAAUAAGCUUUUAAGCGAUGGACAAGACUCAAUUGAGGAUCUGGAAGAGAUCGAAGAACUAAAAGGGAAGUUACAAGAAAUGUAUCAGCUACAUGAUAAUACUAUAAAUGAACUCCAAUCCCUGAAGUCGGACAAAAAAGAUCUGUUACAAGAAAAGACAACACUAAUUGAAGAACUCUGUGACCUUAAGCGUCGUCUUUUAGUCGAAGAGAAGCAGAGGAAAAGUUUAGAACAUGAGCUGGCCAAACUAAAGAAGAGCGCACCUGAAAGUGAUAGUGCCUUUGAGGACAAGCAAUCAUACACAAAGGAAAACAUCAGUAAAUCAUACAAGUCAAAUCCAUCAAGGGAGACUCUAUCUAGUCAGAGGGUUACAAUUGCCAAGAUUUGUGAAGAAGUUGGAUUACAAAAGAUACUACAACUAUUAGCAUCUGAAGAUUCUGACGUCCAAAUCCAUGCAGUAAAAGUGAUUGCCAAUCUUGCUGCUGAAGAAAUUAACCAAGAGAAGAUUGUAGAGGAAGGAGGCUUAGAUGCAUUGCUUAUGUUGUUGAAAUCUUCUCAAAAUGCAACCAUACUUAGAGUUGCUUCUGGUGCUAUUGCUAAUUUAGCGAUGAAUGAAAUGAAUCAAGGGUUAAUAAUGAGCAAAGGUGGGGCACAACUGCUAGCAAAGACGGCAUCAAAAACAGAUGACCCACAAACUCUUAGAAUGGUAGCUGGUGCACUCGCUAAUUUAUGUGGAAAUGUAAGCUUACAUAUGAUGCUGAAAGAAGAUGGAGCUAUAAAGGCGCUCUUGGAAAUGGCAAAAUCCAAGAGUAUCGAUGUCAUUGCACAAGUUGCAAGAGGAAUGGCUAAUUUUGCAAAAUGUGAAUCCCGAGGCACUCUUCAAGGACAAAGAAAAGGACGUUCACUUUUGAUAGAAGAUGACGCACUUGAAUGGUUGAUUGCCAACUCUAACUCCACUUCAUCUUCAACCAGACGUCACGUUGAGCUUGCUCUUUGUCAUUUGGCCCAAAAUGAGGACAAUGUCAAGGAUUUCAUUUCUUCAGGAGGCACUAAAGAACUUGUACGUAUAUCAGUCGAAUCCAGUCGAGAAGACAUCCGCAACCUUGCGAAGAAGACGCUGAAAUUGAGCCCAUCAUUUGAAACUGAGGUACAUCCAUACUGACAGUACUUAAACUAUAUGUAAUAGUAUAUUGUCAAUUGAUGUAGCAGGCUGGUAAUGUUGUCAGGCAAAAGAGCUUAUUAUACUGGAGAGAUGUAGUUCGUGAUCUCCCUAUGAGAGUACAAUUUGUGAGGUACAAGAUUAAUAGUAAUAGUUAAGUAAAUAUUAUGCAAAGGAUAUUUCUUGGA